AUGGAUGAUACUAUGAGCGACGCGCCCGAUACCCAGGGCCCCGAUGAUGAGCAGAUCCAGAGGCAGAAGGAGAUCAACGAGGAAUACAAGAUGUGGAAAAAGAACAGCGUCUUUCUAUACGACAUGCUCUACAGCCGCGCCCUCGAGUGGCCGACAUUGACCGCGCAAUGGUUGCCAGACAAGCGACCAGUGGAGGGCACCAACCUCAGCACCCACCGCGUCAUCCUCGGCACGCAUACCUCUGGACAGGCCCAGAACUACCUCCAGAUCGCCCACGUAGAGGUUCCCGAUAUGCCAACCCCAGACCCCAAGAACUUCGACGAGAAGACUGGUGAGGUCGGCGGUUAUGGCGACGCGAAGAAGCCCUUCGAUUUCAAGAUCGUCCAGAAAAUUAACCAUCCCGGGGAGGUCAACAAGGCCCGCUACCAGCCCCAAAACCCCGAGAUCAUUGCCUCGCUGUGUGUUGACGGCAAGGUCCUCGUCUUCGACCGCACCAAGCACCCCAUCGAACCAAAGAGCGACGGUAGCAUCAAGUUCGAGGCAGAACUCAUUGGCCACGAAAAAGAGGGAUUUGGGCUUUCCUGGAGCCCUCUCAAGGAAGGACACCUCGUCACCGGUAGCGAAGACAUGACUGUCAGAACCUGGGAUAUCAAGAGCGGCUUUUCGAAAGGAAACAAGUCCAUCUCCCCUGUGACCACGUAUACGACGCACACCUCCACCGUGAACGAUGUACAAUACCACCCCAUCCAUGGUUUCCUCAUUGGUAGCGUCUCAGAUGACCGCACCUGGAAAGUCACCGAUACUCGAGUGCCGUCACACAAGGUCGCCCUGUACAGUAAGGAAGAUGCACACGCAGACGCGCUGAACAGCAUCGCCUUCCACCCGGUAUACGAGAGUAUCCUCGCGACCGGUUCGGCGGACAAAACUAUAGGCCUGUGGGACCUGCGUAAUUUCGACAAGAAGUUGCAUAGUCUCCAACAUCAUUCAGGCGAUAUCAUCGAGCUGCAGUGGCACCCCCAAGACCCCGCCAUCUUGGCUAGCUCGAGCUACGACCGUCGAAUCUGCAUGUGGGAUAUCACGAGAGUGGGCGAGGAGCAGACACCGGACGAGGCUGAGGACGGUCCGCCUGAGCUUCUCUUCAUGCACGGCGGCUUCACAGACCGCAUCUCCGGCUUUGACUGGAACAAGAACGAUCCCUGGCUUAUGCUCGGUACCGCCGAAGACAACCAAAUGCAGAUAUUUCGCCCGAGUCGCAAGCUCGUCGAGCCCAUUCCGAAGACUACCAAUCAUGGAGAGGUUUCGGAUUGA
Didymosphaeria variabile is the source of this 1308-nucleotide messenger RNA. It is a transcript of the gene HAT2, whose product is annotated as Histone acetyltransferase type B subunit 2. Gene Ontology annotation, molecular function: histone binding. The transcript has 3 exons. The record is from RefSeq and is a predicted model, not a curated record. Gene Ontology annotation, cellular component: nucleus; Rpd3L-Expanded complex; Rpd3L complex. Gene Ontology annotation, biological process: regulation of gene expression. The coding region runs from base 1 to 1308 and encodes 435 amino acids. Lineage: Eukaryota; Fungi; Ascomycota; Dothideomycetes; Pleosporales; Didymosphaeriaceae.